Punica granatum (pomegranate) is the source of this 1413-nucleotide messenger RNA. NCBI's taxonomy places the organism in Eukaryota, Viridiplantae, Streptophyta, Magnoliopsida, Myrtales, Lythraceae. The record is from RefSeq and is a predicted model, not a curated record.
UAUUGGUCUUCUUUUCCUCUCUGUCGGUCCUGACUUCCCAAGUCUUGCUAUCCCUCGAAUCUUCAGGUUACAUUUACAUACAUAUAAUUUAUAUAAGUAGAUCAUUGCUCAUGCAAGCGAGAGACCCUUUCCAAUCAUCUCCUUAUCAUCAACUCGUCGACAGGGCGCGAUUAUAUGUUUUAUAAUCAGCAUAAUGGACAUUAAUGCAGCGGAAGAGGAAAUACAGGUGAAUGUACUCCGAGCUGAAGUGAAGCGUCUGAAGAAGGAGAACGAAGCUCUUAGAUCGAUGCUCGAGGGCAUGAAAAGCAAAUGCGAAGUUCUUGAUUCCUAUCUUCAUGAGACGAUAAAGUUGGAUGAUCAGAAGGUUGGGACAGAAACAUUAGGAGGAUCACGAGAAGAUCAUAAGAAGAAAUCCAAGGUUGUCGAAGUUCGAUUAGCCGAGGCAUCACAAAUCUUUGUCAAGACUGCCUUAGAUGAUCAAAGCCUAGUUGUGAAAGACAGAUAUCAAUGGAGAAAAUAUGGGCAGAAGGUGAUGAAAGACAGCCCCUCUCCUCGAGCUUAUUACAGGUGUUCUACUGCUCCUGGGUGCCCAGUUAAAAAGAAGGUGCAAAGGUGCAAAGAAGACAUUUCCUUUCUUGUGGCCACUUACGAAGGACAACACAACCACAAUCUUGAUGGUGCCUUCCAACGCCUUAAUUCAUCUAAUUCACCACAUAUAUAUUCGACAACCCACCUGGGGUUAGGGUUAGGGAUAAGUCAAGACCAAGAACUCAGUCUCCCCGUACGCAAUUCACACAACGCGGCAUCGUUGAAGGGUCUCACCGAGUCCAUUAUUGAUGGUAGCAGCAGUUAUGACACAAUUGAAGAAUAUGUGUCUUCUUUAGUAAAGGAUCCUAACUUUACGACAGAUUUAGCUGCUGCAGUGGCGUGCAAGCUUCGUUAUCGAAGUGAUAUGUAGCACAACAUCAUAAAUUUAAUUUUUCUUGUUCUAUCGGAUUUAUAUUGUGGGUAACUACGUACUUUGCAGCUGGCUGGCCCAUUCUUGCCUGUUCUUAUAGCAUUGAUGUAAAAGUGCUAAAAGCUAUUCUUUGUCAUACGUAAGCAAGAGCUCUAGCACUGUAAACCACCUUCGCUCCCUCUCUUUGACACUACAAAUGGAAGGGGUCUCGGGCGACAUGAAAUCGUGUUGCCAUGGUUCUAUUUAUGCGGGUGGAAUGUACCUGUAGGCAUUGCAUUGUCAUAUAGAUGGUGUGUUCUUGGCAUAUCGGAGGAGACAUGCACUUCAUCUGGUCUUUCAUGAUGGUGUAACGAGACCCAACAUCUGUACCGCCAUGGACUGUAAUCUCUAAUCAUGAUAUUGUAAGUCGCAAAAUUGGAAAUUAAAACAGUGCAUAAUUGAUAUAGUAGAAGUUA